Amorphotheca resinae ATCC 22711 is the source of this 1395-nucleotide messenger RNA. RefSeq lists its product as hypothetical. The coding region runs from base 146 to 1219 and encodes 357 amino acids. The transcript has a single exon. The record is from RefSeq and is a predicted model, not a curated record. Lineage: Eukaryota; Fungi; Ascomycota; Leotiomycetes; Helotiales; Amorphothecaceae.
GAUCGUAAUCAAUACCGUAUGCUCUCGAAUUUUGAGCGUCUUCUUGGUAUUGACCGCCGCAUUUGGUUGUGUCCUUAUCUAUCAACUUCAAACAAGACCCUCCGGCUUGGUUGGUGAUGUCAAGGGUAUCGCAGGUAUUGCUGCGAUGGCGAAUAGGAGUCAUAUCUUGAUGGAUUUCAAGAAUAUGGACACAGCGUCUCCUGAAAUGAUCCAUAAUGCACUCAAGUCACAUCGAUAUUCUCUUCGAAACUCAUCAUUAGCACCGGAAGACCAUAUACCUCUUACAAAAGAAGAAAAGGACAAAUACGACUUUCAACAACGGCGCAAUCAGAAUCCACAUCCACGUAUGCUUCAACUCAUAGCGGGGAUCCCAUUCAUCAUCGGAAUGGUAUUGUUAGUGGUCUUGAUACCUAUUCUCUUGUUCAACCAAACAGCAAAUAUCGUGACGGACAAGGUCCCCUUCCUUCUCACCGGUUUAUCUGUGUGUAUCAAGCUGGCAUGGAGCACCCUCGAAACGGAUGUUCGAAUGAUCGAACCCUUCUACAUUCUCUCCAAAAGACACGCAUCGCCUAAAGUGCUGACGCUGGACUACAGCUCCUUGGCGUUCGGCUGGAUGCCCAUACGUGCGUUCCUGAACGGACACUUCUUAGUCGGAUUUGUAGGGCUCGGCUCUGUCCUUGCAGAGGUCCUCACUGUCUGUGCGACGAGUUUCGGCACCGUAUCUGGAAUGGAUUUCGUAUCCCGUCCUCCUGAUCGUGGCCAUUCUGGCCAAGGUACCCCAAAGAACAGUUCAUCAUAUGCCGGGCCAGAUGGAGACUCUGGCAUCGAUGCUGGCGAAGAGACAUAUUUUUCCUUUUGGGUAUCGUUCAUUCUCGCCCUUGCGAUCCUUAUUUUCCUCUGCCUGGUUGCAACAUAUGUGUACGUUAGACGUCGGCAUCCCUUCCUACCUCGACAGCCCAAUACCAUUGCGUCAAUCUUGGGCUUUAUCCACCAGUCGAAGAUGCUAUAUGACUUUGUAGGUACAGAGAAGUUGAAUAAUGAUGAUAUGGUGGAGAGGCUCGUUGGGAUUGGAAAAACUUACGGGUUAGGGUGGUUUACGGGAAGAGAUGGGGAAAUGCAUUGUGGUGUUGAUGAGGAAGAGUUGGCGAGUAAUUAUAAACAUGGUGAUGAUGCGAGAAAGGCUACUAUGCCGUGGACUACUAAUUGGUCAGAUUAUUGAUUUUUGCUUGUGUUUGACGGCAGUUGCACCUAGUAUACCUAGGCGUUAAGGGUCUCUUUCUAUUCUAUACUAAUAGAUAGCUACCUAUAGGCAGUGUUGUAGUUUAAAGGGGGGAGGGGGGGUAAUUUUGUACCUAAUGUAAAUGCUGUGCCUUAGGUAAGAUGUAUAUAAAUAGC